AUGUUGGCCUCAGGUCUUCGCUUGCUACUCUUCCUGGCUGUUAUCGGCCGCGGCCUCUGUGCUCCUCAGACACGAACGUGCAAAGCCUACCCCGGUACUCCCUCUUGGCCUUCGGCUCAUGCUUGGGCUUCACUCAACAAGACGCUCAAUGGACGGCUCCUCCAGCCUGUUCCUCCUGGCGCAGUAUGCCAUCCCGACCAGCCUACCUUCAAUUCGAGCCAGUGUUCCGAGGUAGCCGAAGAAUGGAAGACGUACGAGUUCCACGUCGAGAGUCCAAUCUCCGUCAUGUGGGACAAGUUCGAUAACUUCACCUGUCUACCAGAGGAAGAUACACCAUGCUCUCCUUCGGGCUAUCCCGCGUAUGUGGUGAACGCAUCAAAUGCAGAACAUGUCAAGAUCGGGAUAGACUUUGCUCGCAAGCACAAUGUUCGUCUCAACGUCAAGAGUACCGGCCACGACUAUUUGGGACGCUCCAACUCUCCAGGCUCGCUAUCUAUAUGGACCCAUCAUCUCAACACGAUGACAUACAACAAGGUUCAGUACAAGCUACAUGGCUCUGGCAAAGUCCUCCAGGGCAACUCCAUCACUGUUGGUGGCGGAUCUGAGAUGUACAAAAUAUACGCUGCCGCAGACAAGCACAACGAGACCAUUGUUGGAGGAGGCGGAAAGACGGUCGGCAUCGGAGGCUACAUCACUGGGGGCGGGCACUCGGUUUUUGCACCAAAGUAUGGCCUGGCCGCUGACAACGUGUGGGAGUUGGAGAUUGUCACUCCAGGAGGAGACAUUGUCGUAGCCAACGAGGAUCAGCAUCCGAACCUAUUCUGGGCAAUGCGAGGAGGAGGUGGCUCAACCUUUGGCGUCAUUACCUCAGUCACACUCAAGACGCAUCCGAGCCCGAAGAUUCUGGGCCUGCUUUACGGGAUCAUUACUGAUCCCAAAGAAACCCUCGUCUACGAUCUCAUUACAUACAUCCUCUCCCAAACACCAUACCUCAUGGCGCAGGGCCUCUCCGGCUACAACUACCUCACGAGAGACAUGGCGACGCCGAUCCAGCUGCCAGGAGUUCCUGAUCGCAUAGCCGGGUUUCUAGGCUCCUCCGUCCUCCAAGACGUCCAAAGUCCCGACGCCGUCGAACAGCUGUUCAAGCCUCUCAAUGACACCAUUCGGAAGCGCUGGGCAGACAAAGUCCAGUUCUUUGUCCUCCCAACUGCCUACGACUCCUGGCUAGGCUGGUUCGACAACAACUACGACACCGACCCUGCCGGCGGAAGCCAGUACCUCGUCUCCCGACUAUUGGAUGGCAAGGCCUUGACGAAAAGCCCAGAUAAGCUCAAGAGCGCUCUUCAAGCGGCAAUGGCUCCCAUCGGUACCAUUGCAGCCUUUAUGGUAGGUGGCAAGGGCGUCCACAAAGCGAAACCCAGGGGAGGCAGCAAUGCCGUCAACCCUGCAUGGAGGAAUGCAUACAUCCAUGUCCUAACCAGCCAACCGUUCGGACCGUUCAACAAGACUGCCGAGGAGCAAGCUAUUGCGACUCUGGACAGCGAGUUCCAGCCCCUUCGCGAUCUGACUCCCAACUCCGGCGCGUAUAUAAACGAGGCUUUCCCUUUCGAAAAGACUUGGCAGAAGACUUUUUGGGGUAGCAACUAUGCGCGGCUCCUCCGCAUCAAACGCGAAAUCGACCCGACCGAUAUUUUCUGGUGCUCGCCAUGCGUGGGAAACGAGAGAUGGGAGGUACAACAAGAUGGGAAGCUGUGUAGGAAGUAG
Messenger RNA from Trichoderma citrinoviride, 1764 nucleotides. Its product is annotated as FAD-binding domain-containing protein. Lineage: Eukaryota; Fungi; Ascomycota; Sordariomycetes; Hypocreales; Hypocreaceae. The record is from RefSeq and is a predicted model, not a curated record. Gene Ontology annotation, molecular function: oxidoreductase activity; FAD binding. The coding region runs from base 1 to 1764 and encodes 587 amino acids. The transcript is spliced from 5 exons.